UGCUGCUGCUGCUGCUGCUUCGACUGCAGCCCAGUCACAAGCACACGCCAGCCCCAUCACAGCGGCAGCAUCACCAUCAGCAGCAACAGCGACAGUGACAGCAAUGGAUGACGGCGCAGCAGCAAGGCCCGCCAGCGAGCACCCUCCUCCGAAUCCGUCCAAGCCACGCACCGUGUCGCCGCCCACGCCCACGCCAACAACGGCAGCAGCAGUCCAGCACCACUACGGCAGCACAGCAGCAGGCGUAGCAGGAGCAGGAGCAGGAGCGGGGGCUGGGCAGGCCGCCAAUAAUGGCGCCGCAUCGUAUCCUACUUCGCAGCCGCCGUCACAACAACAACAACAACAACAUCAGCAGCAGCAGCAACAUCAGCAGCAGCAACAACAUCAUCAUCAUCAGCAGCAGCAGCAGCACAGUAGCGCGUCGUUCCCCAUUCCAAGGCGCAUUGCAGACGAGUUCCGCAUCGGCAAGACCAUUGGCGAGGGCGCCUUCUCCAAGGUCAAGCUCGCCGUGCACCGCAAAACCAAUGAAAAGGUCGCCAUCAAAAUCAUCCGCAAGCGACAAGGAAAGGACGCGGAAGGCGCCAACUCGUCGUCGGCAAGCACUCCGGCACCGCGCGCAGGCACCGAUCCGGGCUCCCCAGGACCCACGUCCGCAGGCACGGGCAGCUCGUACUUGUCACACCUCUCCAAGGACGUUCGCUUGCUGCAGCUGCUCGACCACCCCAACAUUAUUCGUCUCUACCACGUCGUUGAGACGGACGACGAGUUUUACAUCAUUAUGCAACACGCCGGUGGCGGUGAAAUCAUCGACCACAUUGCGCGAACCGCUCGGCUAAAAGAGCGCGAGGCACGCAAGUUUUUCCGACAAAUGGUGUCUGCUAUUGACCACUGCCACCUUUCACGCGUCGUGCACCGCGACCUCAAGCUCGAAAACAUUCUGCUGUCGGAAGACAAGAACAUUUUAAUCUCCGACUUUGGACUGGGCCGUGUGUACCAGGACGACCUGUGCAACACGUUCUGCGGAACCCCGCUGUUUGCGUCGCCGGAACUCGUCUCUGGAAUCAAGUAUCCGGGGCCGCCCGCGGACAUUUGGUCGAUGGGCGUCGUUUUGUACGCCAUGGUUUGUGGAAAGCCUCCGUUCCAGGCCAAGGCGAUUCGAGAGCUCUACAAGAAGAUCAAGGAAGUGGACUUUGUCUUUCCGGACUAUGUGUCGGACAGCUUCAAGGACUUGAUUGGCAAAAUCUUUGUCCGCGAUGUCGACAAGCGCAUCACCAUGUCCGAAAUCCGCGAGCAUCCUUGGACCAACAAGGGUUACGAGCAGCCGCCCGUCCGAGUGCCGCCAAAAGUGCUCACCGAGGUGCAGGAGGAGCAAAUGGACCAGUGCAUCUCGAUCGCGUAUGACAGCAACGUGACCAUCUACCGCUUUAACGACCUGCCCGGCACGAUCGCUCUGGCUGAAAAACCCAGCAAGGGCCUUGGUCGCGCCGAGUCUGCGUCCAACGUGUCCAUGGGCACGAUGGGCUCGUCCGCCAUGCUCGGCUCUCCCAUGCCGACUGCCUCGGGCAGCAUGACUGCUGCUGCUGCGGCGGCUGCGUCUGCGGCGGCUGCGUCUGCUAAUGGUCCGCCAUUGUCCCCAAUGGCCACUGGCACCCUCUCCAGUGGCAGCACUCCCAUGUCCAAGCGGUUUUCGCGGUCGUUGUCGAUUGGGCAGUCCAUGUUGAGACAUUUCCUGCCCAUGGUGUCGGGCAACUCCUCCUCCUCCUCCUCCGCCUCAGCACCGUUGUCUCCGGGCAUUUCUGGGCGUGCCAAUGGCGGCGAUGUGGGCAACACCUCUCCCACCUCCCCGACGUUUGCAGUUGAUCCGUUGAAUCAUGACGAUCCUCAGGGCAUUCAUGCGGAUGAGCACCACGAUCAAUUGACCCCUCUCCCGUCCGAGACCCUCCCCGUGAACAUUCCCGCGGCGUCCUUGUCCCCCAAUGCCAACGGCACGGCGGACGAUGCGAUUGCCACAUCACCCACACUGGCUGGCAUGGAUUUAGCCUUCAACGCUAAUCUCUCUACCUCUCCGCCAAAGUCCAUGUCGCUGACCAAUACGCCCAUCCGUGGGCACAGCACCAGCGACAUGCCGCCAGUGUCACCUCCUGGCUCGUUCACCAGCUCGGCUGAAGCCAAGCGCAACCUGCUACUUGGGAGUGCCACUGUGGGACGAGGCGGCAAACGCAGCAAGCCGCGCUCGUACUCUGUCUCCCCUCAGAUGGCAGGGCGCCCAACGCUGCAAGGCAUUUCGUCGUCCCCGGCCGUCGGCAGCUCCGCCUUCAACCCGGACGGCACACCUGUCGUUGGGGGCACGCCGGAUGGGAAGCGCUCUCGCUCGCUGUUUGACGUUGGGCGCCGACGCGGCUCGAGCAAUGCAUCUUCUUCCUCCGUGGACUCCAGCCGGCGACCCGAGGACGAGAUUCGAUCUGUGCGCAUCUUCACCCUUGCCAAGACAUCGGCCAAAAAGCCGCCAGCGGAAUUGCUCUCCGACGUCACGCGCAUUCUCACCAGCUUGUUCCUACCUUUUGAAAAGGUGGACAGCUGGGUGCUGCUAUGCACCUACCACUCGGCUCAAAAUGAGCAGGUGGUUUUCGAAAUUGAGAUUUGCAAGGUCUGGCUCUUGUCGCUCUAUGGCAUCAGCAUCAAGCGCAUGUCGGGCUCGCUCUGGGUGUACAAGGAGCUUUACAACCAAAUUUCCAACCAGCUUGACGCUCGAUGAAAACGACGUCCUCAUUUACUGUUUGAGUUCGAUGUUGUAGGCGGGGCGCUUUGGCGUUUUGUAGAGUUUUGUUUGUCAAGUUUUGUUUGUAUUUUGUUUGUUUUUUUUUUUUCGCUUUAUGUCUGCAUUCGUGCAUUCGUGCACUUUGCUGUUUUGACUUUUUGCACUUACACGCCCACGGCGUCUAUUCUCUUUUCUUGCACUCUUUGUGUGCCAUUUCAUACGGUUUCGUUUUGAUUUUUGUCGGUUUCCCUUCCCCCCCCCCUCCCCCUCCAUUUUUUGCGUUAUUGCAGUUUUGUAGCUUUUUGGUCGUUGUCAUUCUGGUUGUUUGUGCUUGUUCUUGUUUUUUUGAGUAAAAACCU
Messenger RNA from Capsaspora owczarzaki ATCC 30864, 3117 nucleotides. RefSeq names its product CBL-interacting protein kinase. The transcript is spliced from 4 exons. Gene Ontology annotation, biological process: protein phosphorylation; intracellular signal transduction. The record is from RefSeq and is a predicted model, not a curated record. Gene Ontology annotation, cellular component: cytoplasm. Gene Ontology annotation, molecular function: ATP binding; protein serine/threonine kinase activity. The coding region runs from base 104 to 2755 and encodes 883 amino acids. NCBI's taxonomy places the organism in Eukaryota, Filasterea, Ministeriida, Capsasporidae.